AUGCUUUCGACUAACACGCAACUGUCUUCCAGCGAAACCGUGGACUACGAGCAGAAAUACUCUGCACACAACUACCACCCUUUGCCUGUGGUGUUCGAGCGCGCGCUGGGCGCACAUGUGUGGGACCCAGAGGGCAAAGAGUACCUAGACUUUUUGUCAGCGUACUCUGCGGUAAACCAGGGCCAUUGCCAUCCUGAGAUCAUUGCAGCUCUUGUGGAACAGGCGUCCAAGCUUACGCUGUCAUCGAGAGCGUUCUCGAACAACGUGUUCUCGGCGUUUGCCAAAUACGUGACAGAGUUUUUCGACUACGAGAUGGUUUUGCCCAUGAACACCGGUGCUGAGGCCGUUGAAACCGCGCUCAAGCUCGCCAGACGCUGGGGCUACACCAAGAAGAACAUCCCUGACAACCAGGCUAUCAUCCUUGGUGCCCACAGCAACUUCCACGGGCGCACAUUUGGUGCCAUCUCGCUCUCUACCGACGACGACUCUCGCACCAAUUUCGGGCCUUUCCUCGAGAACACCACUGCGAAGAUCCCUGGCGGCAACGGCGAAUAUAUCCGUUAUGGUGUCGUUGAAGAUGUCGAGCGGGCCUUCAAAAAUGCUGGCGAUCGCAUCGCUGCCUUGAUUUUGGAGCCCAUUCAGGGUGAAGCCGGUAUUGUGGUGCCAGCCCCAACCUAUUUGACCGAGGUUCAGAAAUUGUGUCGCCAAUACAACGUUUUGUUGAUCUGUGACGAAAUCCAAACUGGUAUUGCUCGUACUGGUAAGAUGUUGUGCUACGAGCACUCUCCAGAUGUCAAGCCUGACCUUGUUCUAUUGGGUAAAGCCAUUUCAGGCGGUGUGUUGCCCGUUUCCUGUGUGUUGUCUUCUAAAGACAUCAUGCUGUGCCUCGAGCCUGGUUCCCAUGGUUCCACCUACGGUGGUAACCCGCUAGCUUCCAAGGUCGCUAUUGCCGCUCUCGAAGUCGUUAGAAAGGAGAACUUGGUCCAAAGAGCCAAAGAUUUGGGUGAAUACCUACAGAACCAACUGCUUGAAUUGCAAAAAUCUUCCAACGGAAUCAUUUCCGAGGUACGCGGGAAAGGUCUUCUUACCGCUAUUGUUAUUGAUCCAAAGAAAGCAAAUGGCAGAAGCGCUUGGGAUCUAUGUUUACUCAUGAAAGACCAGGGUGUCUUAGCCAAGCCUACUCAUGAACACAUAAUCAGGUUGGCUCCUCCUCUAGUCAUCUCCAAGGAAGACUUGGACAAGGGUGUGGACUCUAUCAAGAAAUCUUUGGAGCUACUACCCAACGUGGAAAAAACCGCUCAUUAA
Molecule: messenger RNA, 1305 nt
Organism: Lachancea nothofagi CBS 11611
Lineage: Eukaryota; Fungi; Ascomycota; Saccharomycetes; Saccharomycetales; Saccharomycetaceae
Source: the annotation of a GenBank genome assembly